This is a messenger RNA of Jatropha curcas, 2149 nucleotides long. RefSeq names its product Pseudouridine synthase family protein. Gene Ontology annotation, cellular component: nucleus. The record is from RefSeq and is a predicted model, not a curated record. Gene Ontology annotation, biological process: tRNA modification; mRNA pseudouridine synthesis. Gene Ontology annotation, molecular function: pseudouridine synthase activity; RNA binding. Lineage: Eukaryota; Viridiplantae; Streptophyta; Magnoliopsida; Malpighiales; Euphorbiaceae.
GUUAAAAUAUCUAUAGCAUUACAGGAUAUGUGUUUUCUUUUCCAUUUGAAGGAAAGGCCAAAACCAUGCUAAAACCCAGAAACUACACCUACCUUUAUUUCUUCAAUGGCAAAUAGAUCUCUUUCUCUGCUCGUUCUCUGUUCAAAACCCAUGACUUUAUCAACAAAAACAAUGAAAUCCACACUCUCCCCAUUCAUAUUACCCUUAAAGCCCAAAUCUUUGAACAAAUUCGUCUUCUCGUUUUCAAACAGAAUCUUCUCCUCUACAUCGACUCCUUACCCUCUUCAAUACGAGAUGAUUAUCAACCGUCCAACUCAGUCCUCCCAUGUACAAACUCGUCGCCCACCCACACGACUCAGUAAAUCAAAGUCAGAUAUCACGCCUGAAUCAGACUCAUCCCAGAACCCCGAUUCUGAACCGGGUUUUGAUUCUUGGGUCGAGCAGAAAUUAUCUGUUGAUAGAGAUAAUGAGGAGAUGGAUAAGUCUAAGAGAAAGUAUUAUAAUAAGAGGAGGAAAAGAAUGUAUGGGUCAGAUUCUGAUGAGGAAAGUAGAAAUAAAGAAGAAGGUUUUGUAGAAUUGAAGCCUGAAGUUAUAGAGUUUAAUAGUUUGCAUAAGAGAGAGGAGGAAUUGUAUUUUUAUGAUACAUUUGCUUAUCCAUGGGAGAAAGAUAAGCAUUACAAGAUGGUUUAUCAGUUGGAGAAGAAGUAUUUUCCUGACCAAUGUUUUGAUAAGGCAUUUAUAGAUCCUAGCCAGUCUGAUAUGAAUCCAUAUGGGAAAGGAAAAAGGACUCGUAGUGUUAAGAAAGGAGAGAAGAGAGAUGAUGGGGUUGGAGACAAAGAGGUAGACAAAGGGUUGGUGUUCUUUGAGGAGAAGGAUGAGAUAAAGACAAAUUCAGAGAGUCCUGUAAAUAAAGGUGUUACAGAGAGGAAAGUGGAGGAGUUCUUCAAGUGUUUGAAGAAAGUUCCCAAUAAGAAUAAUGAAGUUGGCAGUGGAGAACCUUAUCUUGUUACAAGAAGCACUGAGCUUCCACCUAGGUGGGAUGGUCCUCAUGGAACUGUGGUUUUGGUGAAUAAGCCUAAAGGAUGGACUUCAUUCACAGUUUGUGGAAAGCUGCGCCGCCUAGUCAAAGUGCAAAAGGUAGGGCAUGCUGGCACUCUUGAUCCUAUGGCAACUGGAUUAUUGAUUGUCUGUGUUGGCAGAGCCACUAAGUUGGUAGAAAGAUAUCAAGGUAUGAUUAAGGGUUAUAGUGGAGUUUUUCGUUUAGGGGAGGCAACGUCAACUUGGGAUGCUGAUUCACCGGUUAUCCAGCGUGAGCCGUGGGAGCAUAUCAAAGAUGGGGACAUAAGAAAAGCUGCUGCAUCUUUUUGUGGUGAAAUAUGGCAAGUUCCUCCAAUGUUCUCUGCCAUCAAAGUUGGAGGAGAAAAGAUGUAUGAUAAAGCAAGGCGAGGAGAAAGUGUUGAGCUUUCACCCAGAAGAAUUUCAAUUUUUCAGUUCAACAUAGAGCGAAGCUUGGAGGACAGACAAAAUUUGAUUUUCCAAGUGGUAUGCUCUAAAGGAACGUACAUUCGAUCGCUAUGUGCAGAUUUUGGGAAGGCUCUUGGCAGCUGUGCUCACUUAACUGCUCUUCGAAGAGAUUCAAUUGGAGAAUACUUGGCAGAUGAUGCAUGGGAGUUCAAAGAACUGGAAGAGGCAAUAACUAAAAAUUAUUUCUAACUAGACGUGAUAAUUUAUUGCUACCUCAAAAUUUUUUGGAGCCACGGCAAUAUCAUUGGAGAUCUGAAGAUGUAUACCAGUCGCUCCCCCAUUCAUUGCCAUUUUUCAAGUGGUUUCAUCAUUCAUUCCCACAUUAUAAUUGGAAGAAAACAUGACACAGUGAUGGGUAUUUAAGGGACACUCACACUCUGUACGGAUCAACCUUAAUAAUUUUGUGUUUGUUGCCCAUUUCCAGAAAUUUGGAGAGCUUGUAUGUCGGUGUAAAACUUCAGAUUCCAUAAUCAACCUUAAUAAUUUUGUGUUUGUUGUCCGUUUCCAGAAAUUUGGAGAGCUUGUAUGUGGGUGUAUAACUUCAGAUUCCAUUCUAGAAUCUGAAGGACUGAAAUAACAAUUUUUUAUUGCCAGUGUAUAUAUUUGAGCAGCUCAUUUCAUUUCA